Messenger RNA from Pestalotiopsis fici W106-1, 1224 nucleotides. RefSeq lists its product as uncharacterized. The coding region runs from base 1 to 1224 and encodes 407 amino acids. The transcript is spliced from 3 exons. Lineage: Eukaryota; Fungi; Ascomycota; Sordariomycetes; Amphisphaeriales; Sporocadaceae. The record is from RefSeq and is a predicted model, not a curated record.
AUGCAGUUGACAUAUACCUGGGCCGCCCUAUUGGGCCUCACAUCGCUGGUCGCCUCUGCACCAGCCGAGCGCGGACUGAAGCGGACCUCGAGGGCUCAAAAGAGAGAGCCUCUGCAAAUUGUGCAAGAAGUUCAACAGACGGACAUUAUCAUUGUUAAUCAGAACCUCGACCAGUUGGCCGCACAACAACAGAUUAUUGAGCAAGAGUUUGCCGCUCUCGUACAAGCCGAGGUUGCUCUUGUUACCCAGUUGGAAACCAUCAAGAACAAUAUUCGUGUCAACCACUUCAAGGCCCGCUUCAACCAGGUCAACACUGUCAUCGUGACAGUACAGACGCUUGUGGACCAGCGCUCAAAGGAUGCAUCCAACAGGUAUCUGGUCAAGCAGCUUCUAGCUGAUAAUGGCAAACCCGAGUCCCAACAGGUGAUCAUGGUUUCAGAGGCCGCCACCAUGACGAUCCAGGCAGCCGCUCAGACACUGGACGGUGCGAGCAUUCUAUCCUCCCCUACUGGUACGCCCCAGAUUGCGGGUUUCGACGCCAGCGUCCCCUUUGGCCAGCUGAACCAGAGUGUCAUUCUUCCCGCCGGCGCCCAGGCACCCAAGAUUAGCCAGGUCUUUGCCGACCCGGCCGCCAUCAUCCUCCCGAACCAGAACAGCCUGUUUGUUGAGGACUCGGGUGCCUUCCUUAGCGACUGUGUGCAGUCCAGCGGCUUCUUCCAGCUGGCGGGCGCUGCGAUCUACCAGUCUUUUGCUCAGCUUGCCGCAGCACAGGCCGGAGCCAUCAUCAUCAUUGACAACAGCAACAAUGGCGGCAAUAACGACAACAAGAAUAACGACAACAACAACAACAACAAUGACAAGAAUAACGACAACAAGAACAAUGACAACAAGGAUGGCAAGGACAAGGGAGGUGACGCGGCCAAGGCAUCAUCGGCCGCGACCGAGACGGCUGCUGCUUCAGCCACCUCUGCGGCCACAGAAGUUGCAGCUCCUCCCGCUGCUACUCCCGCCCCCGAAGCCGCUCCCGUUGCGACGGCACCAGCAGAGGCUGCGCCUGUCGAGGCUACACCAGCAGAGGCCGCACCCGUUGAAGCUACACCAGCCGUGGCGACGGCACCGGUCGAAGCUGCUCCCGCCGUGGCUACUACUCCCGCGGCUGCAACUCCUGCGGCUCCUGCCCAGGGUGGGUUCGUCACCAUCGUACCACCGGCGCCUGCAGCCUAA